AUGAACAAUUUUGCACCUGCUGACUAUUCAUUCAACAACUUUAUGUAUGCUGCUAUUGCACACAGUGCUGCACCAGGUAGUAGCAACUUCAUGCUACCUGAUAAUGCAAUGACUGCUAUGAUGUCAACUCAUAGCCAGGCUACCAAAAGUAUAUCAGAUCCUUUGAUUUCGAUGAUGAGCACAAUGAACAACCAGUUGAAAGGUCUGGCAAACCAGGUUUUGCUCAUGGCUGAUGAUAUCACUUUAUCUAACCAGACCAUGACUUGCCUCCAGAAGACUGUGACCAAUAUUCUUGCUGGCCAGACUGCUAUUCACGAUGUUGCUUCCAGAUGUAAUACUACAUCAAGCACUGAACUUGCCCUUAUUAGGGACUAUGUUAAAACACAAAACUUUACCAGCAACAAUCCAAGAGAAAUUGCUGCAAACGAUGCAAAGCCAGAAUGGGUGCUGACAAGCUACUUCAUGAGUAGUGAUAACCAUGGUCUUGCAUCAGCUAUGAGUGCAUACUUGCAGAGACAGCCCUGUUCUGCUGGGAUAGCCAUGCGUGUUCUUGAAGGUAUGGUAAAAAACUAUUUCAGCAACCAAGUGCGCGAGUCUUGCAGAUCAGCCGAAUUCACAAAAAGAAAAGACACUGCCAUAAGAAGACAUCAGUGUGGUGUGACACUUCUUUGCCGGCGUGGACUUGCAUACAAAGAAAACAAAGAUGCAAUCAACAAGUUUAUGGAUAGAGUUGACUGUGUCCAUGCUAUCCAGAAAGCCACUAUGUCUGAUGAAGAGUCUGAUGACGAGGAUCCUGCAAGAGACAAGACUCUUAUGACUUAUUGUCCUAGUUGGAGAAGUGAUGAGAUAAUAUAUUUUUGUAGAGAUUUAAACUUCAAAAGCUCUUUACUUCCCUUGACAAGGCUAUUAGCAUGUGAGUAUUACCAGUGGCAGUUGUAUGCACACCAAUUGCAGCAGGCAUCAAGAUUCAAUGAGCAGUACAUCACAGAAUCAAUGAUUUUACUGACAAAAAGAUAUUGA
Messenger RNA from Phycomyces blakesleeanus NRRL 1555(-), 1020 nucleotides. RefSeq lists its product as hypothetical. The record is from RefSeq and is a predicted model, not a curated record. The transcript has 6 exons. NCBI's taxonomy places the organism in Eukaryota, Fungi, Mucoromycota, Mucoromycetes, Mucorales, Phycomycetaceae. The coding region runs from base 1 to 1020 and encodes 339 amino acids.